AUGUUGGAACCUAACGCACCAUUACAAAGAAGUGCUUCACCCAUCAGACGUAACCCUCGACCUUUAAGUUUAAUUCCUGAUCUUGAUGUACCACCUUUAAUACCACGCUGGUUUCACGCUAUUGAUAACCCUCUUAUCGACCCAAUAUCUAUCAGAAAGGCAAAGAGCUCUUCCAACUUGAAUAAGUCAACUAUACCCAAAAGCCCGUCAACGCCCAAGGUUUCUACGAAAUGGGUACCUUUUUCGCAACGUGACUCUGCUGCUUUGGAAAAAGCAUAUCAGAAUAAUGAUGUUAGAGCUAAAGUUCCUGUCAAUGAAGAUCACCUAUUUGAAGUGGAUGUCUCUCAACGCACUAUCAGUCCAGUCUACUGGGAAGGCCCAACCUACGAAGUAAGAAGAGCAACAUGGUUUAUGCAAGCAGACGGUUGGGUUCCCUGUGAAGAAAAUCUGGCAGAACAAAUUGAACUAGGCUAUUACAAACACAAACCAUACAACACAAAGACUGCUUCAGGAACAGAGGAUGAAUCAACAGAAGAAAAAAAAUUAGAUGAAAUUGUGGACAAAAAAUGGAAUUUAUUAGGCCCUUAUCUUGGACAACAUAUUGUCUACACAGGGAAAAAUCAAGCCUGGCUAUUCUCGAACAGUACGAGUAGUAAAUUUGCCAAGAGUAUCAUCACACGGCUUACCAACAAGCAAAAUUUGGGUGGUACGCGUUUGAUUCGAGGAUAUCCUGAAGUAGAAGAAAUAGCGAAAAAAUCGAAAAGUACGGCUAAACAGGUGACUGAGGAUAAUAAAGAGUCGGAUAAUGAAGAAGAGCAGCAGGAAUUACAGGAAGCCGAAGACUAUGCAAAUGAAGAUAGCGAAGGAGAAGUACGAAAUAUUGACCAUUUGAUGUUUGUCAUUCAUGGAGUAGGACAAAAGAUGUCAGAAAGGACAGGGCAAACGUUUGUACAUGAUGUCAAUAUGAUGAGAAAGACCUUAAAGUUGGCUUAUCCUGCUGUGAUAGCAACUACAGAUACACCUCAGCGACCUAAUGGCAUUCAGGUACUACCAAUCAUGUGGAGGCAAGACGUCAAGUUUGGAAUGGCUGCAGACGACGAAGAGGGAUGUGAAGCUGAUUUGGGCACUGUGGGUGUGGAAGAUGGCUGCCCUACACUAGAUGAACUAACGCUCGAGGGAGUACCAAAUAUACGAACGGUAGUCUCUGACGUGCUUAUGGAUGUGCCACUGUAUAUGACGCCUAGAUAUAGAGAACAAAUGACACAGAUCAUUACUAGAGAAAUUAAUAGAGUAUAUCGUUUAUUCAUUCAACGUAACCCUGAAUUUCAAGAUAAAGGAAAGGUCUCUAUUUUCGGUCAUUCCUUGGGUUCUCUACUAGCAUUUGAUAUGCUGAGUUUACAGCCACCUACAGUACCCACCGAAAAUGUAGAGGAACCUCGACCUUCGACGAGCGAGAAAAGCAAAUUGCCGCCACUUUUGUUCCCAGUUGACAAUUUUUUUGCAGCUGGUUCACCUUUAGGUGUCAUUCUUUUAUUAAGGGGAUUCAAAAUUGCGUCAAGAAAAUCACUGGAUCCAGCAAGCAUACAUCAGGCCUUGUCUGACAUAAAAGCGCCUUCAGCUUCGUCCAUUAACUUUUGUUAUCCAGCUGUAGAAAAUCUAUACAACAUAUUCCACAAGUCUGAUCCUGUAGCUUAUCGCUUGGAACCACUUAUUGCUCGUCACUAUACAGCCAAACUAAAACCAGAGCCUAUACCGUACAUGAAAGGAGGACUGAAAAGCGUGAUUGAAGCUAGUUUUAAUGUGGGUAGUGGAAUAGCUAACCGUGCAGGAGCAAUGUAUGAGUCAAUCAAGAUCGGUCUAACUACCAACUUAUUUAUGCGUGGCCUGGGAUUAACGAGGCAACAAAUAUAUGAAGAUACACAUCCUAAACCAGACAUUCAGAAAGAGGAAGAGAGUACAGACGACGUUUAUAAACUCAAUGUAAAUAGAACACGGUCCAAUAGUGACCCAGCCCAUGCAUUUAGGACAUCAUCCAGCAAUUUCCAAAAAUCAAGCACUAUGAAAGGAAGCCCACGUAAAUCACCACCAGUACCUUUACCAACAGUGAAUUAUUCAGCUGGAGCAAAGAAAUUGAAAAUGCUAAACGUAACUGGUAGAGUAGAUUAUUGUUUACAAGAAGGUUUAUUAGAGAAUCCAUAUUUAAGCGCAUUCAGUGCACAUAUGCAGUAUUGGCAGGACUUGGAUGUUGCGGCUUUCCUUAUAAAGCAAAUCUACAAAUAA
Rhizopus microsporus ATCC 52813 is the source of this 2280-nucleotide messenger RNA. Its product is annotated as DDHD-domain-containing protein. Gene Ontology annotation, molecular function: metal ion binding; glycerophospholipase activity. The transcript has 7 exons. The record is from RefSeq and is a predicted model, not a curated record. Bases 1 to 2280 code for a protein of 759 amino acids. Gene Ontology annotation, cellular component: cytoplasm. Lineage: Eukaryota; Fungi; Mucoromycota; Mucoromycetes; Mucorales; Rhizopodaceae.